This is a messenger RNA of Acanthamoeba castellanii str. Neff, 3480 nucleotides long. RefSeq names its product calpain family cysteine protease domain containing protein. The transcript has 31 exons. The coding region runs from base 1 to 3480 and encodes 1159 amino acids. Gene Ontology annotation, biological process: proteolysis. NCBI's taxonomy places the organism in Eukaryota, Discosea, Longamoebia, Acanthamoebidae. The record is from RefSeq and is a predicted model, not a curated record. Gene Ontology annotation, molecular function: calcium-dependent cysteine-type endopeptidase activity. Gene Ontology annotation, cellular component: cytoplasm.
AUGCAGAGCGUGGUGAUGUCCUCGUUUGCCCGGAUGCCGAUCGCCAGCGAGGAAGUGCAGGGGCUGCCGGAGGAGCACAAGCGGAUCGUCGAGGUGUGCAGUCGGGUGAAGCAAAAGUGGACCGAUCCCGACUUCGAGCCCAAGGACUCGUCGAUCUGGAAGAAUCCAGAGAGGCACAAGGGGGAAAAGGUGGUGUGGAAGCGCAUCGAGGAGAUCUGCCCCAAGCCGUCCCUCUUCGUGGAUGGCGUUGAGCCGGACGACAUCCUCCAAGGCACCCUGGGAGACUGCUGGUUCCUGGGUCCUCUCUCGGUGAUCGCCCUCUAUCCCAACUUGCUGAUGAACCUGUUCAACACAUCCGAGUACAGCCGUUGGGGAGUGUACUCAGUCCAAUUCUGGAUGGGCAGCGAGUGGACGCCAGUCGUCGUUGACGAUUGGAUUCCUUGCACACCGGAGGGCAAGCCGAUCUACGCACACAGCCGAGAUCCCAAUGAGUUCUGGGUGAUGAUUCUGGAGAAGGCCUAUGCCAAAGUACACCGUUCGUACGAGGCCCUCGAGUCGGGCAGCGAGGGCGACGCCUUCCACGACCUCACGGGCUGUCCUCCGCACGAGAUUGUGCUGACUUCGGACGAGGCGCAGCGUGACAUCAAGAACGGGAAGAUGUGGGAGCGUUUGGUCAAGUACUUCUCGCUGCACCACCUCAUCGGCUGCUCGCGAGCUGACUCCAAAAACACGGAAGUCAGGGGCAUCCUCUGCACCGUCGACGGCGUCAAGAUGCUCAAGAUCAGUGCUGACGAACCCGUGGGGCGAGAAGAAUGGGACGGCGAUUGGUCCGACAAGUCGCCCCUGUGGACACAGCAGAUCAAGAAACGGCUCGACAUCGUGGAUGCUGACGACGGCGUCUUUUGGAUGUGCUUUGAGGACUUUGUCAAGUACUUCACCUGCAUCUAUCUGUGCUCGCAGAUACCCAGCGACUGGCACCACCACACCGCCACCGGCGAAUGGAAGGGGCCGACUGCCGGCGGCAGCGCAGACACGGCAGCGUGGCGAGGCAACCCGCAGUACUACAUCAGGGUGCCCGCGGGAGGGUGCGACUUGGCCGUGUUGGUCUCGCAGCCCUCCAUCCGCAGCAAAGCCAGCCAAUCCCGCAUCGGAGCCUACCCGCCCAUCGGGUUCUAUCUGCUCAAGACCGAGGGCAAGCAACGCUUGCUGGUGAUCAAGCGGGAGGACAUGCUCGCUGGCACGGUGUUCCGCAAGGGCAGAGAGACUUCGGAGGACUUCACCCUGCAGGAGGGCGAGUACAUCCUCAUUCCGUGCACGCUGAACCGCGGAGUGCAGAGCAAGUACAACGUGGUGGUCUACAGCGAGAAGCAGAUUGUCUUCGAGCAAAUCACCGAGGUGCCCGUGGUUCUCAGCGCCAAGAGCGAAUGGACCGCUGAAAGCUGCGGAGGAUGUGCCAACAACGGUUCCUGGAAGAACAAUCCCCAGUUCUUCCUCACCGUGCCGCAGACCACUCGACUCACCAUCCUCCAGGCCGUCGAUGAUCGCAAGGGCGAGUUCCCUCACCACGGCUUCUACAUCCUGCGCAGUACCAACGGCACCGCGCGUAACUCACUCAUCAACAGCAAGCACAUCACCACCAAGAGCGAUUUUGUCAACUCGCAGGAGGUUGCGCUCACCAUGACCCUGAAGCCGGGCAACUACCUCCUAGUCCCCUGCACCUUCCGCCCCGGCAUCCGCGACCGAUUUACCCUUGUCGUGUACGCCCAGCAAGACGCUGGGGUUGAGUUCGGCCCCAUCGCGAAGGUCGACUUGAAGAAGCAUCUGCUCGAGGGCGAGUGGAAGGGCAAGGGAGCUGCGGGCAGCGGCCCGACGUGGAGCAACAACCCGCAGUACACCCUUUGCUUUGCCGAUCCGGUCGAGAAGGCCAACCUCACCCUCAGCACCGACAACCGGAAGCUGUUCGUAGUGCUCUCCGUCAUGGCCGUGGACCAGAAGGCGACCGGGACAUCCAGACGCAUGCCCGGGUUCCACCACAACUCCUUCGUCGUUCGCAGCGAGGCCAACCGCGCCACCGUGGAGCAAGGGAAGGUCUACUACGUCAUCCCCAGCACGACCAACGUGGGUGAGGAGGGCCGCUUCUCGCUCGAAGCGCAAAGUCAGGCGCAGCCGAUACUUACGCUGUGCGAUGCCAGCACCGCGGCACCGGCCAUUCACUCCUCCCAGCAGUACGAGGACGAUGCGAAUCGAGGCCUUGAGGUGCAUGGCCGGUGGAAGGGCGAGAGUGCCGGCGGAUGCGUCAACUAUCCCACGUGGAGGAACAACCCGCAGUACCUGCUCCACGUCAAGCAAACGCGCGUCCUCACCAUCACCCUGGCCCAAAUCGACACCACCGCCCUGCUGCCCAUCGGACUCUACCUGGGCCAGAGCUCCGAGGACUCGUUCAUGCUGUGCCACCUCGACCAGGAGAACCUGAUCGAGUCGACCCCGUUCACAGACCGUGCUUCAGUGUCCAUGACCAUCACGGUCAAGGCCUCGCCCCUGCCCUACGUGCUCAUCCCGGCGACCUUUGACCCCGAGAUGGAGAACGACUUCACGGUGAGCGUCACCAGCGACGACGACCUGACGGCUAUCGCGCUCUCGCCGGCGGAACACUACCACCUCUCGAUGGAGGGCGACUGGCGCGACGGGCGCGGCGGCGGCUGCAAGAACCACCCCUCCUGGCGCAACAACCCCCAGUACCACUUCAAGGUGCGGCAGGCGCCGGUCAAGCUCUACGCGCUGCUUUCUCAGCCCGAGACCGAGGAGGACAUGCCCCACAUCGGCUACUACCUCCUUAAAAACGAAGACGGGGGAGCGGUGAUGACCAUCGACCCAAGCAAUCUGCUCCACAAGAGCGACUUUGUUGAUGAUGUGGAAGUCGGUGAGCUGGUGACGCUGAAGGAGCCGGGCAUCUACACCAUCCUGCCGUGCACCUUCAACCCGUUCAUCGAGACCAAAUUCGCGCUCAACCUCUACGCCAACGAACACAUCGAAUCCACCACUUCCUCCUACAACUAUACCAAGCUUUUCGCUCCGGGCCAAUGGACGGCCAGGAAUGCGGGCGGCUGCUCGGGCCAUCCGACAUUCCACACGAACCCGCAGUUCCGCCUGACGUCCCCCAUGCCGGGCACGGCCAUCGGCGGGUGGAAGAUGCAGUCCACCGGCGGCGCGGUGAAGCACGGAGUGGAGGUGGUCGUGGUCGUCUCCCAGCCCCUGCCCGCGGCCAACACCAUCGGGUUCUACCUCAUCACCCGCCGGGACAAGCGUUUCCUCUCCAAGGAGGUCACCUUCGUCAAGGGCACCGAAGCGAGCGCCAAGUACAAGCUGCACAAGGGCGUGGAGUACGGCAUCAUCGUGUGCACGCACGAGCCGGGUGCGCUGGGCCGCUUCUCCCUGGACGUCUAUGUCACCCACCCUUCGUUCACCCUCACCCCGGUCUAA